Molecule: messenger RNA, 1440 nt
Organism: Hyaloscypha bicolor E
Lineage: Eukaryota; Fungi; Ascomycota; Leotiomycetes; Helotiales; Hyaloscyphaceae
Product: NAD(P)-binding protein
Exons: 1
Coding region: 53-1075 (340 amino acids)
Biological process (GO): fatty acid elongation
Cellular component (GO): endoplasmic reticulum
Source: RefSeq, a predicted model, not a curated record
CCUGGUCCUCAGAGUGAGAUCCGUAUCUUCGUUGCACUUCCUUCCCUCAGCAAUGGCAGGAAUUUCCACUCUCUGGGUUCCUCUCCUCACCACACUGGCUGGUAUAGGGUCUCUCACCCUCGUUUCUACCGCCUACUCCACCAUCCGCUUCCUCACUCUCCAUCUCAUCACACCCUCGCAUCCUCUCCAAUCCUACAAGCGCGCCGAUCCCGAGCCAGCAUACGCCCUUAUCACUGGCUCCAGUGCAGGUAUCGGCUUUGGCAUCGCCCGCGCGCUCAUCCAGCAAGGCUUCAACAUCAUCCUCCUCGGGCACCUCGCUGGCGAACUAGCCUCAGCAAAAGAACAGCUCCAAACCCUCGUCCCUUCAGCCUCCAUCCAGAUCCUCGUCAUGGAUGCCAGGACAGCGAGCCCCGAAGAGAUGCAAGCUGCCGUGCAGUCCAUCGCGCAUCUGAACGUGUCGAUCCUCGUCAACAAUGUAGGCGGGAACCCCGUCACGCUGCCGCCUUUCCGCGUCCUGGGAAACUAUUCGAGUGGUGAUGUCGAUGCGGUUAUUAACCAGAAUGCAAGAUUUAUGGCGAGGCUCACUGCGAUGAUGCUCCCGAUUUUGAGCCGGAGGAAAGAAGAAGGGGGAAAGGGGGCGGAAAGGGGUGAAAGGAGUCUGAUCAUUAACUUGAGUUCGGCCGGCAGGAUUGGCCUCCCGUGGCUCGUCAUGUACGGCGCCACGAAAGCUUUUAACUGGGCUUUCAGCUGUGGGCUUUCGCGCGAGCUUUCAGUGGACCCGGGAACGAGGCAUAUUGAUUGUUUGGCGAUUCUUCCUGGGGAUGUAAAAAGUCAGGGGAAUUGUGAGGGCGUGAGUGCGAAUGAUCCGAGGUCGGAUGAGUUUGCGGAGCAGGUGGUGAGGAAGGUUGAUUGUGCGGUUGGGAGGGGCAUGAAGGAGUUGAGGCCGUGGAUGAUGCAUGGUGUUCAGGAUUGGGUGUUGGGUAUUUUGCCGGAGGGAGUGAAGAGUAAGGAGCUAAUUAAAGUAUUGGGGAAGAAGAAGGAUGCGUUUAAUGGAGCUUGGGAGAAGAGCAGAUAGAUUGUGGUGCUGUGGGAUAGACGGGGUGGGUGAAGUGUAGAUGGGAAUGAAGGAGGUACUCUAGUGAGAACAUGACGAAUGAAUGAGAUUGCGAAGAGAAGAGAAUGCUCGAUGAAAUGCUGGAGGUGAAGGAGAGAGUCGGCGCUCCUCGUUGGGAAUGAGCAGAGGUCAGUUCUGAGCGCCCCUUGACAGACUUGCUCCCUUCCCAACUUCCACCCAUUGACUAAGAAUGGUAAACCCAAUCUGAGUGGAAGAUUGGGUGAGUAGAUGAAUAACAGCUGUGGAUUGUUGUUGAUGGAAAAGCACGUGUGCCGUCCGCAGGACUAGCCCCUGCCGAGUUACCUUGCCUCCUUUGCUCCUGAGCA